AAACAAUUUUACUUUGACAAUAUAAAAGCAUAUUAACUUUCCUUUAUUGGCUGUUAGAGUUUUAAGGUAAAUUGUAACUGUUACACUGAUACUUUUUCCCAUCUUCAUUUGUGAAACACUCCAGAGUGCUGAAAUGCCAUCAUGUGGAUUUAGGUGGUACUGCACCCAUUCUCAGCUGUUUUGACAUACAGCCAGGUUUCUCCAUUAAAGACAUGUUUACAAUUAAAUCCCAAAGGUCACACAACUGUGUAAACACACUUCUUUUGGCACAACAUCAUUUUCGUCACAGCUGUAAGUUUGCCCAUGCAUAUCCUAUUUCCUAGUCUGUUCUUUUCCAACUUGUAUCAGAAAGAAUGUUAAUACGGCUAACAUCUAUGCUAUUUAUCAGGUCCUCACUAUUCUGUGUCAAUGUUAAAUGGACAGGUAACUUUGAAGAUGUUUACGUGCUGCAUUAAUUUUCUUUCAUUCAUUUAUUCAUACCUUUAUUCAUAGUCUAUCAGCCAUUCACUCACGUGCACUAUUCUGACUUCUCUAAUUUGUGUCAUUACAGGACCUUUGGUGGCAACAUUCGGCAACGUAACAGAUUUCGCUGGCAACAAUGUUGACGAGAAUGGCGACCAUACUGUCACCCUUGCUCCUGCUGACCUUCGCUCCCAUGUUAAGCCUGGCCUGUCCCCGUGGGUGCCAGUGUUACGGUGACGUUCCCUCGGUCCACUGUUAUUACCUGGACAUCACAACUGUGCCCUCUGGCUUUCCUCCUAACACCACGCUUCUCGCCAUCCGCCAUUGUAACAUCACCACACUGCGCAGGGGUGACUUUAGCGGCAUGCCUCUGUUAGCGACGCUGUACCUCGACUGGAACAACAUAUCCACCAUCGAGCCUGGGACUUUUGAUGGCUUGUUUCACCUGCAAUCUUUGACCUUCGGUGCGAAUCGCGUCACUAAGCUCACCCCGGGCCUCUUCAAAGACAACAAGCUGACGGAUUUUGAUGCGUCUGACAACCGUAUUGAAUCUAUACCGUCUGGCGUGUUCACCAAUCAUUCUAGUCUGACGGGCCUGAUUCUAAACGAUAACCGUAUUAGCAUGCUUGGUGCUGAUGCCUUUGCAGGGCUGCCUCAACUCGUGGAGAUCCAAAUUAACAACAAUCUCAUUCCUCGAAUCCCUGCUCACGCUCUGAAGGGCGCUUACAAGCUUUGGACUCUUUCGAUGCCAGGAAACGCCAUUUCAGAGAUAGAAGAAGGUGCUUUUUCCGACUGCGCCUCUUUGUACAACCUCGAUCUUAGCAACAACCUGCUGACCACUCUAGAAGGCACCUUGAAGGGUCUCACAUUCUCGAACCUGAAUUCCUUGACGGUUUCCGGAAAUCGAAUUCUCGAAAUUACCAACAGCACCCUGACAAGUCUGACUUCUCUUCGGGACUGUUUUCUGGACCACAACAGGAUCCGUAAAAUCGAGAGCGGUGCCUUCAGAGGGAUGGGGAACCUGAACAACUUCUACCUCGGCAACAAUGAACUUGAAGAGAUGCCGCUAAACGAACUUGAAGGCGUUCUUAAACUUGACCUAACGAACAACAGGCUACGGACUCCACCUUUGAACAUGAGUGCCGCACCGAAUCUUGCAAUAUUGAUGCUUUCGGGCAACCCCAUGAAGACCUUGGCACCAUCACAGUUUUCAGGCCUCAAAAGUAUCUUCGACGUUGAUCUUAACAACGUGACGGCAGUGAGAGAACACACGGCAGAUUUCCGCGCCUUGUGCGACGCUCCGACUUUAGAGUCUGUGUCCAUGAACGACAACAACCUCACAUCGUUCCCUUACAAUCUCCUAUCAUGUGCAGGGAAUGCUACCUAUAUCAGUGUGGCAGGCAACAGGAUAACACAGUUCAAAAACGACGACUUUUUCUUCUUAAGAGAAAUAGCACAACUGAACCUUGCAGACAACAGGAUCACUGACAUUUCUACGCUAACAAAAGCCCUGCAGACAACCCUCUUUAUGUUCUCUUUGACUUUGACAGGCAAUCCCAUGGUUUUUCUCCCAGAAAAAUUAUAUCCAGUUGCGAGCCUAGAUCUCGAUAACAUGAAACUUUGCGCAGUUGACAAGGAUGCAUUUGAAUGGAUGGGCAAACUUGAGUCUAUCAACCUGGCCAAGAACAGGCUCCGGUUCAUACCAGGGAAGCUUUUUGCAAACAUCAGUGUCGAGAAAGUCAACUUGGACGACAACCCCUGGCAGUGUGACUGUCAGAUGUACGAAUAUGCUCUGUGGAUGAAAACCAGUAACAAUUCGGAGAAGUUUGACAUAGUCUGCAAAGGACCAGAGAGGUUGAACGGAACAUACUUGUCGGAUAUACCCCUUAAAAACCUUACAUGUGACUGCGUUCAUUAUCAAGCGCCAGCUAUUAAUACCACAGGCAGUGACACCCAUGUCAAGGCUGGCCAACGUGCACGACUGGUGUGUAACGUCGCAGGAUGUCCCAAGGCAGCUGUCAUCUGGACAACUCCACUCGGCGAAGCUUUCUCAGAGGAUUCGGAUGAUCCUAGGUUCACCGUUUUGCCAGACGGAGGAUUGGAGAUUCGCGAAACAAAGAUGACUGACGUGGGCAUGUACAACUGUACAGCGAUAAACUACCUGGGAACUAGUCAGGAAAGCGUUGGUCUCAAGGUUAUGAGUUCCAAAACAGCAGUAGAGCAGUAAAAUGACCACAGUCUGUAACUAAACAUCUUAAAAGUU
Molecule: messenger RNA, 2725 nt
Organism: Branchiostoma belcheri (Belcher's lancelet)
Lineage: Eukaryota; Metazoa; Chordata; Leptocardii; Amphioxiformes; Branchiostomatidae
Product: slit homolog 3 protein-like
Exons: 2
Coding region: 599-2689 (696 amino acids)
Cellular component (GO): extracellular matrix
Molecular function (GO): protein binding
Source: RefSeq, a predicted model, not a curated record